Chelmon rostratus (copperband butterflyfish) is the source of this 1369-nucleotide messenger RNA. It is a transcript of the gene nudc, whose product is annotated as nudC nuclear distribution protein. The coding region runs from base 103 to 1110 and encodes 335 amino acids. Gene Ontology annotation, biological process: protein folding. The transcript is spliced from 9 exons. NCBI's taxonomy places the organism in Eukaryota, Metazoa, Chordata, Actinopteri, Chaetodontiformes, Chaetodontidae. The record is from RefSeq and is a predicted model, not a curated record. Gene Ontology annotation, cellular component: cytoplasm.
AUGAGUGGCGUGACUCUACGGGCCUCGCAUUGUCGCUAACGCACUUUUUAGCUUGUCAUCUCACAGCUAACAUUCUAUUCAGCUUUUUCGUAAUAAAGCAGUAUGGGUGAUGAUGAAGAAAAGUAUGACGGCAUGUUGCUUGUUAUGGCGCAACAACACGAAGGUGGGGUACAAGAGUUGGUAAACACAUUUUUCAGUUUCCUGCGCCGCAAAACUGAUUUCUUCACUGGUGGUGACUCAGGGGCCCCGGAGAAGCUUGUCAAAGAUGCUUUUGCCCACCACAGCCAGCUCGCGCUGAAGGCCCACAAAGACAAGCUGAUGAAACAGGAGAAGGAAAAGAAAGAGAAAGCUGAAAGAGCGGCCAAGCUAGCAGAGGAAGAGAGGAAAAAGAAAAAUGAAGACGGUCCCAGAAUUCAGGAACUGACCGAUGAAGAAGCAGAGAAACUUCAGUCUGAACUUGACAAGAAAAAAAAUGAAGAGGAGGAAAAGAUGAAUGCAACAACAAAUUCAGAACAGUCAUCUGACAAAGCAGAAAAGGAGAAGGGGUCUGACUCAGAAGGGGAGGAGGAUGAGAAGGACAAGGAUAAACUGAAGCCUAAUUCAGAAAACGGAGCUGACCUGCCAAACUACAGGUGGACACAGACCCUGUCUGAAGUUGAUCUGUCAGUGCCUUUUGAUGUCCAGUUCCGCAUUAAGGGGAGAGAUGUAGUGGUGGACAUCCAGCGACGCUCCAUCAAAGUCGGCCUGAAGGGACACCCUCCUGUUAUUGAGGGGCAGCUUUACAACGAGGUGAAGGUAGAGGAAAGCUCCUGGCUCAUCGACGAUGGCAAGGUGGUUACAGUCCACUUAGAAAAGAUUAAUAAAAUGGAGUGGUGGAGCAAGAUUGUUACCACAGAUCCAGAAAUUAACACCAAGAAAGUCUGUCCAGAGAACUCAAAGCUGUCAGACCUGGACGGAGAGACGCGUGGCAUGGUGGAGAAGAUGAUGUAUGACCAAAGGCAGAAGUCAAUGGGCCUGCCUACAUCUGAAGAGCAGAAGAAACAAGAAAUUCUUAAAAAGUUCAUGGCUCAGCACCCAGAGAUGGAUUUCUCUAAAGCCAAAUUCAGCUGAGACUCAGCUUCACCUGUAGAAUCCAUGUUAGGAUUCAUGUCCAUCAUAUCAGAGCCAGCAUCAGACCCCCCCUUCUUCUGUUCUCUCCAUACUGGACAUGGGUUUUGUUGACUAAUGUGUCUUAAAUACAUGAGUUCAUGCUUUGCUUUUUUUUGUCAUGAUAGCAAGAUUGAUGACUGUAAUGCUCACAUUCUCCCACUGCAUGUGGUCUCAAUAUUUAAAGAUGUGUCUGGAUUUUUUUUAAAUAAAUGAAUUUAAA